Molecule: messenger RNA, 2052 nt
Organism: Penaeus chinensis
Lineage: Eukaryota; Metazoa; Arthropoda; Malacostraca; Decapoda; Penaeidae
Product: myb-like protein X
Exons: 9
Source: RefSeq, a predicted model, not a curated record
AUGACGAAGGCUCUGCAGUCUCAAGCCCAUCAUCAUCUCCCGGGGUUGCAAGAACGGCCUCCCAGAUCCAGUGGUGUAUAUACAGGCAGCGAAUCCACGGAGCUCAGCCUGCAAAAGCCAACAGAACCGCAGGACCUUUGGGAGGCUGGGAAAAGAGGCACAGUCCAGCAGGCCCUUUUACAUUUUAACUGGUCAAACUCAUAUCUUGGCGCCACACACCUCAGAGCCUUAACCCUCAGCGCCACGAUUCUCGGCGCCACGAACUCGCCUAGCUACAACUUGUUAAUAUACUAUCGAUUUACUGGUGUUCCAUUUGUUUAUAUUUCCCCGAUUUCAGUUAUUUUACAGGAGAGUCAGCUGAAUCAGGAGAGUCAGCAGAAUCAGGAGUCAGCAGAAGUAAGAGAGUCAGCAGAAUCAGGAGAGUCAGCAAAUUCAGAAGAGACAGCAGAAUCAGGAGAGUCAUCAGAAUCAGAAAAGUCAGCAGAAUCAGGAGAGUCAGCAGAAUCACAAGAGUCAGCAGAAUCAGGAGAGUCAGCAAAUUCAGAAGAGACAGCAGAAUCAGGAGAGUCAUCAGAAUCAGGAGAGUCAGCAGAAUCAGGAGAGUCAGCAGAAUCACAAGAGUCAGCAGAAUCAGGAGAGUCAGCAGAAUCAGGAGAGUCAGCAGAAUCAGGAGAGUCAGCAGAAUCAGGAGAGUUAGCAGAAUCAGGAGAGUCAGCAUAAUCAGGAGAGUCAGCAUAAUCAGAAAAGUUAUCAGAGUCAGGAGAACAGCAUAAUCAGGAGAGUCAGCGGAAUCAGGAGUCAGCAGAAUCAGGAGAGUCAGCAGAAUCAGGAGAGUUAGCAGAAUCAGGAGAGUCAGCAGAAUCAGGAGAGUCAGCGGAAUCAGGAGAGUCAGCGGAAUCAGGAGAUUCAGCAGAAUCAGCAGAAUCAGGAGAGUCAAAGGAAUCAGGAGAGUCAGCAGAAUCAGAAAAUACAGCAGAAUCAGGAGAGUCGGUGGAAUCCGGAGAACAGCAGACUCAAGAGAGUCAGCAGAAUCAGGAGAGUCAUCAGAAUCAGGAGAGUCAUCAGAAUCAGGAGAGUCAGCAGAAUCAGGAGAGACAGCAGAAUCAGGAGAGUCAGCAGAAUCAGGAGAGUCAGCAGAAUCAGGAGAGACAGCAGAAUCAGGAGAGUCAGCAGAAUCAGGAGAAUCAGCAGAAUCAGAAAAGUCAGUGGAAUCAGGAGAUUCAGCAGAAUCAGGAGAAUGAACAGAAUCAGGAGAGUCAGCAGAAUCAGGAGAGUCAGCUGAAUCAGAGGAGUCAGCAGAAUCAGGAGAGUCAGCAGAAUCAGGAGAGAGAGUCAUCAGAAUCAGGGGAAUCUGUAGAAUCGGAAGAGUCAUCAGAAUCAGGAGAGUCAUCAGAAUCAGAAAAGUCAGCAGAAUCAGGAGAGUCAGCAGAAUCAGAAAAAAACAGCGGAAUCAGGGGAGUCAUCAGAAUCAGGAGACAGAAUCGGGAGAGUCAUCAGAAUCAGGAGAGUCAGCAGAAUCAGGAGAGUCAGCAGAAUCAGGAGAGUCAGCAGAAUCAGGAGAGUCAUCAGAAUCAGGAGAGUCAGCAGAAUCAGGAGAGUCAGCAGAAUCAGGAGAGUCAGCAGAAUCAGAAAAGUCAGAAGAAUCAGGAGAGUCAGCAGAAUCAGAAAAAAACAGCGGAAUCAGGGGAGUCAUCAGAAUCAGGAGAGUCUGCAGAAUCAGGAGAGUCAGCAGAAUCAGAAAAAGCAGCAGAAUCAGGAGAGUCAUCAGAAUCAGGAGAGUCAGCAGAAUCAGGAGAGUCUGCAGAAUCAGGAGAGUCAGCAGAAUCAGGAGAGUCAGCAGAAUCAGGAGAGUCAGCAGAAUCAGGCGAGUCUGCAGAAUCAGGAGAGUCAGCAGAAACAGGAGAGUCAGCAGAAUUAACUGAAUCAAACUCAGCAGAUAGGAGUCAGCAGCUCCGCCCGCCCCAUCCCUCACCUCAAGCUGCUGCCGCUGCCGGUGCUCAUCCACAGGCUGACAAAUUAGAUGCUUACCCGGACAUGUUUUAUGAUGGUUGA